UACCCUUAGUUGUUAUUAUUUAGCCGUAUCGUGUGCUGGUUGAGGAUAAAAUUCCAAACUGCGUCAGUCGCUUUGCGGUUCACAAUAUGCGUACAAUCUAGCUAACCAUAAUCCGUUUUCGCCACUUUUGCCUCACGGUCCACGAAUUAAGUUUGGUUUGCAGUUCCAGGUUUUCGGCUGGCACUUGUAAAAAUAACUACUUCUGCUGUGUCGUUGUCCCGCUGCUAUGACCACGUUGGCCAGUGUGUUAGACCAGCAGACGAAGCGGAGAAGCUAUAUGUCGCUGAAAGACGACGUCGACACAACCGAGCAUCCCGAAUCGGUGCCGUUCGUUAUUCGCGGUCAUGUAGGCGCCAACGGUCUUGACCAGCGGGAUGGACCGGGAUCGUUUCCUGCGACGGGGUCAGGUGCGCAUGCGACUACAACUGCAGCCGGAUCGGUACGACUAAAGCUAGGCGCUAAAAGGCCAUCGGCUACCAUCGAGAACGAGAAUGUCCCGCUGGAUAACGAAGAAGUUGCGGCGCGCCCCCAUCGACCGCGCAGUAAGAGCGACGCGGCCGCUAGUUACGCCAGUGAUCGAUCGAAAACCAGCGACCGGGAACUGGAAAGUAUUGAGCGCAAUCGGAAAUCCUCUAACGCCAACUCUAACGACACACCCGAUGAUGCCGCUCAGUCCGAGAUCAACAUUCGCGGCAAUCUUUACCAGACGAAGAAGACCGUCGCCCAGGGGUUGCUGGACAUUGCCCUGCUGACCGCGAACGCCAGCCAGCUGAAGAACCUCAUCGAAACGGAAAACCACCCCUUCUACACCCUAACCAUGGUACUGUUAUGUAUGUCAAUUGUGCUGCAGAUUGUCGUGGCAGUGGUGUUGCUGGUGGUGGGCCGGAUGGACAUGGAGACCAGUCAGAAGCAACGCAAGAAGGACAACAAGUCGGUGGUGUUGUUCAACGAUAUGGCCAUCAUCGGCGUUUUCCUCAUUACGGCGGUGAAUCUGUUUAUCGGGAUCUUUAUAUCACAUGGAAAGGCGUAUAUUCCACCGGUGGAUGCAGCCGCAUCGUGGAAUCAGAAGAUGUUCGAGCGACAGAAACAGCUGUGGGAACCUACGGCCAGAAACGCAUCCGCACGCUUUUAGUAAACUCGAUGUGAUCGUCCAAAUAAGGCAGCAGCAUUCCUUAAUUUAUUUGUUUCUGUUGGGAUGGUUAUUUUCCUUUUUCGCUCGUCGCAAAGCUCUGUGAUAACUUUUUACAUCGACUUGUAGUCUUGAACAGAUACCCAUUACUAGUAAUAGUACAUAAUGGGCAUCUCUUGAACACUGCACUGCACAUGUGAACUCGAUGUACCGUAUUCAUAGUUUCAUACAUAGAGAACAGAACUGCGAGAAACGGUUUUUGUGCGCUCUCUUUACGUACGCGGUUCGCAAAAAUUUUAAAAAAUGGCAAGGAUU
Messenger RNA from Paramacrobiotus metropolitanus, 1444 nucleotides. RefSeq names its product ninjurin-B-like. Gene Ontology annotation, cellular component: membrane. The coding region runs from base 227 to 1132 and encodes 301 amino acids. The record is from RefSeq and is a predicted model, not a curated record. Gene Ontology annotation, biological process: tissue regeneration; cell adhesion. The transcript is spliced from 3 exons. NCBI's taxonomy places the organism in Eukaryota, Metazoa, Tardigrada, Eutardigrada, Parachela, Macrobiotidae.